GUGACCGGCGCCGCCAUGAGGGUUUUGCAGCAGCGGGACGAAUGACGGCGAGUUAGAGGAAGUUAGUGGCAGCAGCUGCGCUAGUAUGUAACCUCACACGAGUUGGCAACAGCAGCGCAGUAAGACAGAGGAAGCCAGCAGCAUUCAUGGAUAUUGUGGACACCUUUAACCAUUUAAUACCCAGUGAUCAGUUGGAUGACUCCCUGGUAAUAGGCCAGAACUUGGAAUGUGAAGCCAGGAAUGAGUUUGGGACAGGACUCAAACUGGAAGAGUCACUGAAGAACAUGCUUAGUGAUAAAGAUCCCAUGUUUGGAUGUGCAACUUCUCAGUUGAGUGAAGAUCCUGAAAAUGAAGACCCUGCUUUUCAGAUCGCUGGCUCGGCAAAUGCUGAUAGCAGCUCCACAUCUGCUGGUGUCACAAGUGGAGUAAAAGUAGCAGAAACCACACAAGUUAAGCAGCUUGUUGACGAGCAGAAGAAACGUCCAGGCAGUUUAGACUACGAAUUUACCAGUGGGCAGCAGCGUAACAUGUCCACUAACACCUUAAUUCGAGGACGACCAGGAAGGAAACCAGCUAACAGGCUAAGCAAGUCGUUUGUUAUUGAGAAAGGAGUUAAGGGCGUGCAGCUGAAGGAAGAACUGACUCUGGGAGGCCGCAUUAACAUCAAUGAUCUUGAUGGUGGCUUAUGGCUGAAACCUACAGUUGUAUUGAGACGGCUGACGGUCACAAUUGGAGGAUUUAAGAUCGAGUUGCUUCCAGGGCCCUCCUACAUGGAUACUGAUGAAACAAACCAGUCGGCAUGCUACGGCGAUAGUUUCUCUUACGAUCCUGAAAUUGGUGUAGGCAUCAUGUCUGAUGCUGUUGUUAAUGUACAGAAUGCCAGACCUGAGAAUGUGGCAGACAUGGAUGUGGCUGAGAAGAGCUCUGCAGAUGAUACUUCUCUUGGCCUGGGUCCAUAUGUGAAUCCUAACGACGUGCAGACCUCCAAUGGGACAUUGUUAGAAAACACUUGCACGAAAGAGACAAAACAUGACGAUCAGAGUUCUUCCGAAAAGCUUAAACAUGUCAGUGAAGAAGUACACAGUGUCGUCCAGCCACGCAGCAGUGAGAAUAACACAGCUGCUGUUGGUGAUAAAAUUGAUGGCAAAGAGAAGCACACUGAAGUCAAAAGCCCGAUCAAGUCUAAGCCAGGACUGACAUCAAUCAAGAGCAAAGAUUUAGUGUCCUGUAAAAGAAGCAACAUGAUUAAAGAGCAAAAUGCAUCCCAAAGCAAGCCAUCCAAAAUUAUCCAAAGAGGAGACCUGCUCAAAAUGAAAUCUCCGAAAGAUAAAAAAGAUGCUUCCCCUUUGAAAAGGCCUGCAGAAACUCCUCAAAGUGAGAAUGCUACUAAAGUGCAAAAGAUACAUGCUGCAGGGGAUGUUAAAGUGACGCCCAAGUCACCGAGCACACUGAGCCCUGUGGCAAAGAAGGUCCCAUCGUCUGGAAACCGUGCUGAUCAUCAGGGGCCGGUGAAACAAAGUAAUCCUCAUCAAAGCUCCAAAGCUGAACCCGUUCAUCAGAGUCACUCUGGAAAUUCUUUGAAACCCCCUCAAGAGGGAGGGCAGGAGAAGUUCAAACUGAAAAAGCUAGAAAAGAUGCUUCAAAGACACAAAAGUAGAAAUUCAAGAAGCAUCUCUGUGGAAGAGCCUCAGCUCUUUAUUCCAGAUAACGCUCCUGCUGUGAAGAAGGAAACUGUUGAGGAGCAACCUGCAAACAGCGAGAGUGUUUGGGACGGGAACAACUGUUGUGGCCUGUGCAAAAAACACCACAAUAACAUGUUCAUGGUAGGCUGCGGUCGCUGCGACGACUGGUUCCACGGAGACUGUGUUGGUCUUGACCUCGCCAAAGUACAUGAAAUGGAGGAGGAAGACCAGAUGUACGUGUGUUUGAAAUGCUGUGAGGAGGAAAGCAAGAAGGUGGAGCCUGAGCCCCCAACUCCUGCCAAGCUGGAGAUACAAGAAAAGACGGAAGCAGAGGAUCAAAAGCUGCCUCCCAAGGCCCGUCCAGGAUCCUCCCAGACGCUGACGUCAGGCGGGGUUAGACCAUUUAGAGAUGAUCCAGAAAGCAGCCAGUCUACAGGUGCCAAAGAAGGAGCUCACAAAACAGGAGUUCUGUCCAGAUACGAGAUGAAAAGUAAGUCUUUGGCUUCAAAGAAACCCGUAUCUGUGGAUGCAAUCAGGAGGAGCGUGCGUGAUUCUCUGAGAGAGAUCCUCAGCCAGAGGUUGAAGGAUUCUGAUCUGGAUGUGAUGGUGGAGAGGGCCUCUGAAGUUGCCAAGAAGACGGAGAGAGAGUUGUUCCACCUGUUUAAAGACACAGACAACAAAUACAAAAACAAGUACAGAAGUCUGAUGUUCAACCUGAAAGAUACAAAAAAUAAUGUCCUCUUUAAAAGGGUUCUCAAAGGAGAAAUUUCUCCUGGUAACCUAAUUCGCAUGAGUCCUGAGGAGCUGGCCUCAAAAGAGUUGGCUGCUUGGCGACAACGAGAGAACAGACAUACAAUUGAGAUGAUUGAAAAAGAGCAACGGGAGGUGGAGAGGCGACCCAUCACUAAAAUCACACACAAAGGUGAAAUUGAAAUUGAGAGCCAGGAACCAGUUAAAGUACCAGAAACUGUAGAGAUCGAGCCUCCGCCGAAAGUGACUGAAGAGAUAGGAGAACCUCCCAAAACUCCGGAGAAGAAAGCAGAGGAUACCAAGAUGAAGGACACUACAAGCCUGCACAAGUCUCAUUUAUUUGAUCUACACUGCAAAAUCUGCACAGGUCGCAUGGCUCCUCCAGUGGAAGAGGCACCAACUAAAGUGGUCAAAGUUGCAACCACCGUCAUUCGGAGGCAGUCAACCAAAACAGAGGAGACAAAGAGCACAACAGCGCCUGCAGUGGACGAUGACCUCCACCUCACGGUUUUAGAGGAGAGUUUCCGAAACUCCCAGUCAGGCUUUGAGGCCAGGUCAGAUCAUUUAACUGGAAGAGAUGAAGAGAAUGCUUUCCUUUCCAACCUGAAGCCCCUUUGGCGAGGAUUCAUUCAUAUGCACUCUGUGGCAAAGUUUGUGACGAAAGCUUUUCCCGUUUCUGGCAUUUUGGACAAUUUGACAGAGGACCUUCCAGACAGCAUCCAGGUCGGUGGGAGGAUAAGUCCUCAGAUGGUGUGGGACUACUUAGAGAAGAUUCGGGCAACAGGGACAAAAGAGGUGUGCUUGGUUCGCUUCUCCCCCGAGUCGGAGGAAGAUGAGAUCUCUUACACUCUACUGUAUGCGUACUUCAGCAGCCGUAGGCGUUUUGGUGUAGUCUCCAAUAACCUGAAACAGGUGAAGGACAUGUAUCUCGUUCCCCUGGGGGCCACGGAAAAAGUCCCCCAUCAGCUCGCUCCCUUUGAUGGGCCAGGUUUAGAAAACAACCGUUCCAACCUUCUCCUUGGACUCAUUAUUCGCCAGAGGACGAAAAGGGAUUUUCUUCCAGUGGAUAUAAAUGAAACUGGGAGGUUUGUUCCUGAAAUCAAGCCCAUCUCCUUGUCCACGAAGGCUACCAGACAGACUGAAGAGGAGAAAGAGGAGAAACGUUUCCUGACUUCCUUGACUAGUACGCACAAAAAGGAGGCAGACAAACCCAUUGAUACUACUGAAAACGAGUUAGUCACGGAGUCACCCGAGGAACCAUCUGGAACAGAAGAGCCCAGCAAUCAGGACUCACAGAAGCCCCUUCGCUUUCUUCCAGGUGUGUUGUUGGGCUGGGGUGGAGAAUUGCCACCUCUGCCAGAUGUCGGAGAUAAACCUGGAACCACGGGACAUGAGGCUGAGAAGACUCAGCCUGCUCCCAAAAUGGAUGUGUCGGGGGGUAACUUGAAAAGUCCAACAUCUGCUGCUGCUCGUUUUAUCAUCAAGAGGAAAGACGCAAAGCCUGUUAAAGCUGCACCGGAACUAUCCAGCCCAGCUGAAGUGUCUGCUUCUCACAACUCGUCUGAAAAAGAUGCUGCACCAGUGGUCCAUCACGCGCCAGUCACACUGAGAGACAAACCUCCAGAUGUAUCGACUGAAGCGUUUUUGUCAAGUUUGUCUGUGGCUCCAAGUAGUGUUGGAACUGACAGUACUGCACCGACAAGCAAAAGCAGUGCUGAUCCUCUGUCUGAGAAUGAAAAAGGACCCACUGAAGGGACUUGUUUGUCCCAGUCAGAAUCCCACACUGCAUCAGAUCCCACAAAUGGCUCAAAACCUCUUUUAAGUGGAAUAUUGAAAAAAUCUUCAGUUUAUUCCACAGUGGAUGAAGAUAAAACAGUGCAGCUACAAAAUGAUAAAGCUAACCUCCCUGAUCCUUCAAGCCCUAAACCCAUGUUGAGCAGCGCUAGAAAGGAUCUAGUGUUACCGUUCCAUCAAGGAUACUUGCAGCUCUCUAAGGCCAGGCACAAACUUGAACCAAAACAAACUGAUAUCCCAUCGUUUCUCAGUAAGAAGAAUGAUCCUGGCGUGGGCCAGGUUGGUGCUGUAGUAACUCCUGAAGUGUACACACCUCAAGCAGCGUGUAACACGGAAGCAACUCCACCUUCACACGAGACUGUAACAACCCCAGCCGUCCCAGGACACGACAGCGCCGCACCGUUCUCCCUGCAGCAGCAGCCUCAGGUACCGAGUAGCGAUGAUUGCUCCACCGCCCAACCUCCUAACACCUUCUCCCCCCCGAACUCAGACCAUCAGAAUAGUAGCGUUCAAGGAUCUCAGGAUAGUACCACACAUGCUCUUCCUGAACCUCAGCCGCAGCAUCCCGAGAGCCAGUCAGAACAAUCAGAACAAUCCCCGGCUCCGGGCAAAGACUGCAGACGCCUGGACGAGCGGUACAUCGACCCGUGGGAAAGGCCGCGCAACUCGGAGGACAGAGAUCACCACGGGAGGCACGGCCACCACAGGGAUCACCACCACGGUAAAAAGAGCCGGCACCACGACAGGGAGAGGAAGCACGAGCACAGGGACAGGAGCCGGCACCACGGACACUCGGACGACUGGCACAGCGAGAGGAGGAAAGACCGGCACCACAGCGACGAAUACGGCAGCCGCCACAAGGACAGACACAGGCAUAGACGAGAUUCUGAUUACGAGAGCGACAGGCGAAGUUCAAAAGACAGUUAAUCUUGCUUUUUUAAUUAUUUUUUUUCAAAGCCCCACUGGAAAGUGUUUGGGGCUCAUACAGACGUUUAGCUUGGUACACGCCACUAACUAUACCGACUGCUGGUGGAGUUGUUUCAUAUAUCAGCUUAUUCUGUAUGCCAAAAUUCCAUGUUGCGGGAUUACCCUUUUAUCCAUCCGUUUUCUAGACUUGCUUCCCCGAGUUCAGGCCACGGGGGUGCUGGCAGAUGUUCCAGACGUCAGCAGAUGAGAAGCGUGGUGUAUCGGAGGGUCAAAUUUGAAAUGAUUUCAGUGGGAUUGUGUCAGCACAGCAAAGUUUUAUUCAGACCACCUUCUACUGUUUAACCUUUUUAUUGUACAAACUGUUCAUAUUGAGCUGCUUUACUAACUUAAAUGGCCAUUGUUCAACUGUGUGGACCAUUGGUGAAAGAUUGAAAUUGAGCUUCAAAUUUUGAAUGUAACAGAAAAUAUUUAACUAAGUAUUGAUUUUAAAUAGCAGCUUUGUCUUUUUUUUCCUUUUAAAUUGCUUAAAUAUUUUAUAAACUUGCUUUCUUUUGAGAAAGUAUGUACAUUUUGGUGUGUAAUAUACUUUAGAGAUGAAGUGUGCCUUUGCACUGUGUGUUUAUGUACAUUUCGUAAUAAAACUAAUCCUUUUUUAUUGUUGAUUACAAAGAAAUGUGUUCAUUUUUUUUGUAACAGCAGAUGAAAUUAAAGGA
Messenger RNA from Cololabis saira (Pacific saury), 5866 nucleotides. RefSeq names its product PHD finger protein 3 (gene phf3). Gene Ontology annotation, cellular component: nucleus. The record is from RefSeq and is a predicted model, not a curated record. NCBI's taxonomy places the organism in Eukaryota, Metazoa, Chordata, Actinopteri, Beloniformes, Belonidae. Gene Ontology annotation, biological process: DNA-templated transcription. The transcript is spliced from 16 exons. The coding region runs from base 147 to 5153 and encodes 1668 amino acids.